Molecule: messenger RNA, 378 nt
Organism: Solanum dulcamara
Lineage: Eukaryota; Viridiplantae; Streptophyta; Magnoliopsida; Solanales; Solanaceae
Product: pistil-specific extensin-like protein
Exons: 3
Coding region: 1-378 (125 amino acids)
Source: RefSeq, a predicted model, not a curated record
AUGAUUGUACAGCUCCUCGCGGCUAUUGGGGUUGGAACACAAGCCCCGGCUCUAGUAGUAGGUGUACCAGUACCGAUGGAUCUUCCCUCCCAGCCAGCACCUGAGAUUCAGCCACCUCCACCAGUUAUUGCACACCCACCAGCAGUUCUGGACGGGAGCAUUUUGGUACCAAGCCAUGGCCUCUACCGGCCUGUUAGUAUGACAAGCUUCCAGCUCCUCGCGGCUAUUGGGGUUGGAACACAAGCCCCGGCUCUAGUAGUAGGUGUACCAGUACCGAUGGAUCUGCCCUCCCAGCCAGCACCUGAGAUUCAGCCACCUCCACCAGUUAUUGCACACCCACCAGCAGUUCUGGACGGUAUGAUGUCAUUACAGGAGUGA